Messenger RNA from Mercenaria mercenaria, 4092 nucleotides. RefSeq lists its product as uncharacterized. The transcript has a single exon. Gene Ontology annotation, biological process: positive regulation of DNA-templated transcription. Gene Ontology annotation, molecular function: ubiquitin-protein transferase activity; zinc ion binding. The record is from RefSeq and is a predicted model, not a curated record. The coding region runs from base 222 to 2000 and encodes 592 amino acids. Gene Ontology annotation, cellular component: chromatin; nucleoplasm. Lineage: Eukaryota; Metazoa; Mollusca; Bivalvia; Venerida; Veneridae.
UCAAGUUAACAUUCACCUUGUUUAUACCUUGAUCAAAAUUGAUAUACUAGUAUUCAAUACAGGUAAACAGCAUUAGAACUUUAAGAAACAGUAAUAGAUUAAGGACUGUUGUAAAUGGUAUCUGGAUGUGCCUUAAUCCAAAACCUGAACGAUGAACGGUGGUAAUUAAUAAACAGUAUCGAUAUAAAAUACAAAAUACUUGCGCAGCUUCAGCAGAGAACAUGGACGCGAAACGCGACAUUAUUCUAUUAUGUGACAGUUGUCUGCGUGAUAACACGGAUUCCCCCGCAAAUGGUUUUUGUCUUCAGUGUAACGAAAGACUUUGUGAUAACUGUAACAAACAUCAUAAGAGGAAUAAAGCUUCUUCAAGUCACACAGUCCAAAGUAUCGGCGACGAGAAAGAUGUAGAAGCAUUUGAUACUCUUAAACGACUUACGCAGUGUUCAGUUCAUGGAGAGAAAAAGAUAAAAUACUUGUGCAAAGAUCAUGAUCAGUUGUGUUGUAAUGAAUGUGCUAUUGUCAGACACCGUAAAUGCGAGGAUGUUGUUUCUCUUGCAGAUGAAAUGGAAAAGGCCAGCCAAAACUCUUCAACUUCCGCUGAAGAUGUUUUAAAAGAGUUUAACAAGCACGCAGAUUUACUCUUCCGCCAUGAAGAGAUAGAGCAAGUGAAGAUUGAUAACACGAAGGAAACUUGUACUCAAGCAUUGGAAACAUUGAGGAAGAACAUGGAAGCAGCAUAUAAAACACUACAAGAUAAAAUAACGAUGGAAUCUGAGAAUUGUCGAGACCCUAUCACAAAAAGUAUUUCCGCUCAAAAGGAUGAAAUACAAAGUUACCAGGAAGAAUUGAAUAUAUCUAUCCGGAAGCUAGAAACAGUAAGACGCCUUGGAAAAGACGUGCACGUCUAUCUAACGGAAAGAGAAAUGCGUCUUAAACUGAAUGCAUUUGAAAAGAAACUGAAAUACCUACGAGAGGGUGCCAACAGCAAGGCACUUCUUAUCAAAGAGAUAUCGUCUGCUGAUGCACUAGAGAAGUGUCUAAAGAACUUUAUUAAGGCAGAUGUGAAGACAACCAAUGUUUCCCCGCCUUCUUGCGAUAUCCAAGGACUACGUGAGCCAUUUCCUGCGAAAAACAUAGAAUAUCCAUUGAAACUAGGAAAAGAAAUUUCUCGAAAGAAGAGACACCGGCGUCGGCAUCGAUUAAAUACAACUCAAGUACAGACUGAACAUGUAUCUGGGUGCAUAUGGCUUGACAAUUUCCUCGUUGUUUCAAUACAGGAUAAAACUGAUAUUUUAAUUGAUAUUAUAAGUGGGCAGCCAGAACUGAUUCAAACUAAUGUGCAACAUGGAAACAAAUCAAUGUUUGUUAAAGUAGACGACAGAAGAAUAGCAGUAGUUACUGGGGAAGAAUACAACAGUUGCCUAUACCUAUAUCAGCUUGACCCUAGAUGGAGAGCCUUAGAGUGCACAAAUAAGAUUUCAGUUAAGAGGCAUGUCACUGGACUAGCAUAUGAUGCAGGCAUCCAAUCGUUAGUCGUAUUGUCAGACUCGGGUCUGGUGGAGUUUCUGAAUCUUAAUGGAAGACAGGUAGAAUCCUUUCGGUUGAGCAAUAUGAAAAGAAUGCUCAAAUCCACUGGUUACAGAAAGCAUUAUGUCGCUUUUGACAGUGAUUCAAAGAUUCUGUAUGUAACUGAUGGUUCCACUUUAAUUGCAACAACCAUGGAAGGCUGCACUAUAUUUGAAUACAAACUUACCGAGUCUCUGGUAGGUCCUUUGGCAUUAGACGCAAAAGGAAAUAUAUAUUUACCGAUGAGCGCAGAAGGGCAAUCAAUGAUACAGCUGAUCAGUUCGAAAGGGAAAUUAAUCCGCAUGAUGCAGGUCUGUACAUGCGCAGUGAAAUUUAUGACAGUUUGUUUCAAUACGAAAAUGGACAAAUUUGCGUUGUUGUGUGAUGAAAAUGACAAAGAACUAAAGAUCUUUCAUAUUUCAAUAUGGGAUUAAGCAAACGUUUAUGGCACGCAAAUUGUCCAAUAAUUACGUGAACCUAGGUUCAUGGUCGAAAAACUAAGAUUAGUAGUAGUAGUUUUGUUUGGCACAAGUGUACAUAACAUGGCAAUUUAAAACAAAUGACAAAUAACAUUGGUGAACUUCAUCAGAUUAGAAAUAUGGCAUGACAUAGAUAAAUGAUAUGAAAUAAAAGCCAUGUAAUGCUCACCAAUACCAUGGAUAACACAAAAAAUGAGGAAAGGAUUCCUCUUAUUUCCAUUGUGGUCCCUGAUAUUGGAGGUAUGACACAGAAACAAAUGUUAUAAUUAAAUAUUAAGCAUGAGCAUUGCACAAAAUUACAUAAUUCAGAAAUGCAUUUGAGAUCACAUAUAUUACAAUCAAAGUUUGUAUCACAUUAUCAAAACAAGAAAUAGUUCAUUUGUCAGCAAAACUUUAAAAACUAUCAUUGAUAUUAUUAUAGCUGAGGUAUUGAUAUUGUAAAAAUGAAUGCAUUGAUAUUAUUAAAAUGAAAUCAGUACUGCAGUAGAGUAAAAAAUUGAUAUUGAUAAAUUACUUUGAGAAAACUAUCUUUAAACUAAGCUUCUCAUAGUUAAACAUAUUAAAAUUCAAAUACUAAUUGAGAGUGACUAGAAUGAAAUUAACUGGCGAUCGAAUACUUACCUAUAUUUCCGAGUGAAAACAUGGGAUAACGUCGUAAACCAUAGUUCACGCUCGUAAACGUAGGUUCACGCUUUUAAAUCCAAGUUCAUGGUCGGAAACAUCGGUUCACGUUCGUACUCUAUGGUUACGAACGUGAACUGGGGUUCACGAGCGUAAACAUAGGAUAACGACCGUAAACAUAGGAGAACGGUCGAAAUUCGCAGUUCAAUCGAGAAAACUAGUUUAUCAAACGUAAACCAUGUCGAUAUAUUAGGAUUUUAAAAUCAAUUAUGAAUUUCGGGCGUGAACAUGGGUUUACGGCGGUGAACCUAUGUUUACGGACGUGAGCCUAUGUUUACGACCGUAAACCAUAGUUUACGGACGUGAAACUAUGUUUACGAACGUGAACUUGAGUAUACGAGUGUGAACCUAGGUUUACUAGGUUUCUCGAACAAAGCUAUGAUUUUGGGUCGUAAACUAUGGUUCACGCUCGUGAUCCCAGGUUAACGCCCGUAAGUAGAAUACCAUAGUAUAUGGGUGUGAACUUAUGUUUACGACCGUGAACUUGGGUUUACGAGCGUGAACCAUAGUUUACAAACGUGAACCUAAGUUUACGUUCGAUAAACUAGGUUUGUCGAACAAAACUAUGAUUUUCGGUGGUUUUCCUAUGUUCACGAGCGUGAACCUAUGUUUACGUUUGUAAACCCAAGUUCACGGUCGUUAACAUAGGUUCACGUUCGUAAACUAUGGUUUACGCUCGGGAAACUAGGUUAACGUCCGUAAAUAUAGGUUCACGCUCGUGAACUUAGGAUAACGACCGAAAUUCAUAGUUCAAUCGAGAAACCUAUUUAUCGAACGUAAACCUGGGUUCACGAGCGUAAACUAUGGUUUACGCCCGUUAUCUUAUGUUAUCUCUCGAAAAUAUAGGUUAGUAUUCGAAAAACCUGGUUUUACGUUCGAAAAACCUAGUUUAUCGAUCGAUAAUCCUAGUUUUUCGACCGUGAACCUAGGUUCACGUAAUUAUUGAACAAUUGGCUUGCUAUAAACUUUGCAUACAUUUAAUGGUAUACUAAAUUUGUUUUGCCGACAUGUGUGUGAUAUAUAGAUAUGUUUAUCGUAAACUAUGAAUAGAAAGAGAAGGCUGUUGAAUUGUUUAAGAGUGUGAUUUUAAAAUUACGAGUGUUUUAUUGUUGUGCGAGUUUCAAAAUUCAGAUAGAAUUGCAUCCGCAAAAUUCCAGACUGCACAUGUGUACAUACAAAAUAAAUGUGUGUUUUAGUUGGCUUUUAAUAAUUAUAACAGAAAAUUGUUGUUCGUUUUUCUUUAGUAUACUUCAAUAUAAAGAAUGACGUUGUAAAUAUAACUGAAAACUAUAUUAUGCAUGUAUAUGAAUAUAUUUACAAUUUACUCGCCCACACAUCGGUCGAAUAUUACAAUACAUUUCCAUAA